This is a messenger RNA of Aspergillus neoniger CBS 115656, 1256 nucleotides long. RefSeq names its product isopenicillin N synthase family dioxygenase. Gene Ontology annotation, molecular function: dioxygenase activity. The coding region runs from base 94 to 1146 and encodes 350 amino acids. The record is from RefSeq and is a predicted model, not a curated record. The transcript is spliced from 2 exons. Lineage: Eukaryota; Fungi; Ascomycota; Eurotiomycetes; Eurotiales; Aspergillaceae.
AGAUAUUAAGUCUUUACAUCCCAACUCGUUGCUCCGAUCGUUUGUACUGUGGCUGCCGUCUUCUCUAUCCUGGAGUUAUCGUGCAUCUCCACAAUGGAAGGUAAUCUCCCCCAACAACAGUGUCACCCAGCUUCUACAGCAGUGGAAAAGGAUGACUUGGUUAUCCCAAUCAUCGACUUCGGACCUUUUCUAAACGGCACCCCCGCCGAUAAGCAUGAGGUCGCCAUGUCCAUCGUAGACGCUUUCAAAUCAUCCGGCUUCCUCUACCUCAAAGACCACGGCAUUCCUCCUUCCGUUGUCUCUGGUGUAUUUGGCUCUUCAGGUCGCUUCUUCGGUCGAUCGCAGGAUCAAAAAGAUAGUCUGUGCUGGACUACCCCACAGUCGAACCGUGGAUACGUCAAGACUGGGCAAGAGAAGCUAAGCACGGUCGAUGACGUGGCGGGGGCCUCUCGAACCACUCCCGACCUGAAGGAGACAAUGGAAAUCGGUCGGGAAGGUGUGGAUGGCUUUCCGAAUCGGUGGCCCGACCACAUCGAUGAUGAAGGGAAGGACUUUAAGCAGGUGAUGUUGUCGUUUUUUGACAUGUGCAAGUCGCUCCACAUGGAGGUCAUGCGCGCUAUUGCACUGGGCAUGAACUUGCCAGAGCACUUCUUUGAUGCCUACGUGGAUGCCGGCGACAAUAACCUUCGCCUGCUGCAUUAUCCUUCAGUGCCUAAGGAGGUCUUCAAGCAAAAUCCGGGACAGGUUCGAGCCGGUGAACAUAGCGAUUAUGGUUCCAUCACGCUUCUCUUUCAAGAUAGCCGCGGGGGACUGCAAGUUCGUAGUCCCAAGGGCACUUUCGUGGAUGUGACCCCCAUCGCCGACACUGUGGUUAUUAAUGCUGGCGAUUUGCUGGCUCGAUGGUCCAACGACAUCAUCAAAAGUACCCGACACCGAGUUGUCGAGCCCCCGACAGCAGUCGGAGAGGAAGAGCAUGAUUCCGUUAUCUACCCUGAUCGCUACAGCAUUGCAUAUUUCUGCAAUCCCAAUAUGAACCAAUUCAUUGAAGCUAUUCCUGGGACCUUCGAAGAGGAGACCCGCCCUGCAAAGUAUCCUGGAAUAACCACGGGUGAUUAUCUGGUGCAACGACUUACAGCAACCAUAUAAAAGCUCCAUUUCAAGCGCUGCACGGAAUGUGGCAUACUCUUGUGGCUGCAGGUCGCAUUUAUUGAACUAAUAUUAUGCUCAGCGGGUCUAGGCAUCGUAUUUGGCAUCUU